Salpingoeca rosetta is the source of this 2040-nucleotide messenger RNA. Its product is annotated as TKL protein kinase. The record is from RefSeq and is a predicted model, not a curated record. Gene Ontology annotation, molecular function: protein kinase activity; ATP binding. The coding region runs from base 1 to 1968 and encodes 655 amino acids. Gene Ontology annotation, biological process: protein phosphorylation. The transcript is spliced from 3 exons. NCBI's taxonomy places the organism in Eukaryota, Choanoflagellata, Craspedida, Salpingoecidae.
AUGGAGGAGUUGACCAAGGAGAACGCCUUCUUGAAGGAGCUCAAGGAUGACUGGGAAGACAAGCUCGAGAGCGUGUUGAACCUGAACAUCCCAUCGUCCCGUUUUGUGGGAAAAGUACGAGUUUUCGACACCAGUGGCAAGCCCGUUGGUGGUUCGUUUGGUUCCCUGUUCAAGGCGGAGCUGGCGGGCCAGCCGGUUGCUCUCAAGCAAAUGCCCGUCCAGAAUCGCCCUCGUCUCUCCGAGAUCAUUGCAUGCGUUGCUGGGUCUGAGGACGUUCCAGACCACUUGAAGCAGCUGCGACGCGAGGCGCUCAUCCUGCUCUCCCUUCGUCAUCCCAACAUUGUGCACUUCCUUGGCCUCACCCACGAUGAGCAGAGCCAGACGCUGGCCUUUGUGCUGAGCUGGGCCGAGAAUGGCUCUCUCUAUGAUGUCUUGCACGUGAAGAAGCAGCCGCUUGACGAGCCAACUUGUCUUCGUGUUGUAUUUGAGGUGGCCUGUGCCAUGGCGUUCCUGCACGCCCACAACGUCGUGCACCGUGACCUCAAGUCGCCCAACGUGCUGCUGGACGCAUCGCUCUCCGCCAAGGUGACGGACUUUGGCCUGAGCGCCUUCAAGUCGGCAGACAAGUCCGUGGUGUCGAAGGUCGACGGAACAUCUCUGUGGGCAUCCCCAGAGCAGCUAUUCAAAAUGCAAGAGCUCCGUAUGGACACGGACGUGUUCUCCUUCGCCGUUCUCCUGUGGGAGCUGUUCCUCAACAUCAAGCCAUGGCAUCACGGCAAAUACGCUGCACUGGGUGGCGCGUCAUCCAUUGUCAUUUCUAAGGCGUAUGAGGAGGGCCGGUAUCUCCCGCUUGACGUUGAGAUCAACGGUCGCAGGCUGAGCAAUGCGGUGCAGCAAGUGCUUGGUCAGUGCUUUGAUGUGAGCGGCAACCGGCCUUCGUUUGUUCAGCUGCAAGGCACGCUGGGUGGGCAGUACACAGCGGCCAAAGAACAGCACGAAGUCGACAUGGCGAAGCAACACAGGCUGCUGCACGGUCCUGCUGAUGCCGUGUGGAAGUGGCAGCAAAGUGUUCUUGUACCACUGCAGUCCUUCACGGUGACUCAUCCAACACGCGCGUCUGUGCACAUUGCUGCUGUUGGCGCCGCACACGACACGGCCACCGCCAUCGUCAAACAGAUGAUCACGGAAGCUGGUGGGCGCUCAAGCGAUGAGGCGACAGCAGCGCCCUUUGGCAAGACCGUUGCUGGUGUUGCUGUUGUGCAGUGCAGCCAGAAGAACGUUGCCUUCAACGGCUCCUUGCACCGCAACCAGACCCGUUAUCUUGGUCACAUGAGCUGCGCCAACCACCCGUUCCACCCCAAGUACCAGAUCGAUCCGGCAACAGGUGCUCCCACCAACGCCGAGGAAGCAGCCGUCCUUGCUCGCGUCACUCUCCACCCUGCUGGCGCUUCACCGUACAAGGUGCUGGAUCAGACCAUGAUGCAGCCCGAUGUGCGUCUUCGCCUGCAGCGCGUGUUCCACGGCGUGCCGUCCUUUGCCGUGGCCAUGAGCAUCCUGGGCGGCGAUUUCGCACAGCUGCAGAAGACUGACAACGGCUGGUACGGUGCUGGCUUCUACUUCACGCCAGACCUCGACUAUGCUCUCGAGUACAGCGACGCGUGCCGUGACGUGCCGGCUGAACUGAAGAAGAUGAAAUUGCCUGCAGGCAAGCAGUUCCGGGUCGUGCUUGUGUGUGACGUGCAGUAUGGCAACCCAUACCCGGUCCGCGACGCUGCCACCUUCAACGGCAAGCCACUCGUUGGCGGGCACGACGCCCAUGUCGCCGUGGUUGAUUUCAGCUCCGGCAGCGUCGUGGAUGCCAUGCCCAUCAAGUCGUCCCAGUGGGCCAGCAAGCGCACCGCCGCCGAGGUUGUGAUCAACGACCCAUCAUGCGUCCUCGUGCGCGGCAUCCUCGUGUUUGAGGCCUGAACGCAGCCGUAGGGGAGUAUCACCCACACCCCAGCAGCACCUUCGUUGGUGUGUUUCAUCCUGCAACUUCCU